Messenger RNA from Varanus komodoensis (Komodo dragon), 2544 nucleotides. RefSeq names its product tubulin tyrosine ligase like 8 (gene TTLL8). Gene Ontology annotation, cellular component: cilium. The transcript is spliced from 14 exons. Gene Ontology annotation, biological process: cilium assembly; cilium movement; protein polyglycylation. Gene Ontology annotation, molecular function: protein-glycine ligase activity, initiating. The record is from RefSeq and is a predicted model, not a curated record. Bases 1 to 2544 code for a protein of 847 amino acids. NCBI's taxonomy places the organism in Eukaryota, Metazoa, Chordata, Lepidosauria, Squamata, Varanidae.
AUGAACCGGCUUCAUGUAGAAAGAAAACCAUUCUUGGUACCUAUAAAUGAAGAAACCAAACAUGAAGGAGAAAAUCGAUUGCCAAAGACUGAAUUCCCUCCUCAAAAAAUCCUGAAAUUCGCUUUGGACAAUUGUCUUCCUGUAGUUCCAUGCCAGCAGGGACUGUUUCCUGAGUUAACCUCGAGAACUGUGGAUGAGUUGCCUCCUCCCCCUAAAAUAGACAAAUACAAACUUGCAAGAUUUUUAGCAGACAAGGCUAUCAGGGAAAGGAAAAUCUUUACCAUCUAUGGACCUUAUCCAGUGAUUCGCACAUCUUUAAGGAAGAGGGGAUGGGUGGAGAAAAGGAACACUGUUAAAUGCGAUGUUCAGGACCAUAAAGAUGAUGCAAACGAAACUGAACGUGACAAUGUUGGCAAAGCUGAGAGUAAAACUACUUUGCAGGAAGAAGAAAGUCAUUUUAACAGUUCAAAUGACAUCCAUGAUAUAAUGUCUAGGUUGGUAAGAAAUGAAGAAACCUCCUUUUACUGGACUAUAAAAAAGGAUGCAGUUGAUUACUAUAAUCUCCACAUUGAUCAGAUGCUGAACCAUUAUGCAAGAACCGGCGCUUUUACAACCAAAAUUGGACUUUGUUUGCACAUGAGAAAUUUGCCAUGGUAUGUGUCAGCCAACCCAAACCAUUUUUUCCCUCGAUGUUAUGGCAUUUGCAUGGAGGAUGAGAAAUGUGAUUUUAUUGAUGAUUUCAGGAAAACGGCAGCAUUCUGCAUCAUCAAAUGGAUUGUUAACUUACAUAUUACUGAUGAUAACCAUAACUGGUCAUGUAAAGAGAACACCAAUAAAGAAGGUGCAACCACUAAAGAUCCUGAGGUAAAGAAAAUGAAGGAGCUUCCCGGAGAAGUAGUAGAAAUGGCUUGCAAGGUGUGUGAAACCUAUCUUGAACAAAUUGAACAUGGCGAUAUUGACACAGAUGUGGACAGUGCUCCAGCACUUUCAGACAAAGAAUGGAAUCAAUUAAUCGAACAGUACUACUCUCUCAUUCAUGAAGGUGCAAUGAUUUGUAACGCAGAUAGUUACUUCACUCAGUGUCAAAACAUUUUGCACAAAAUUACGCUAAUAAACCCGCAGCACGUUAUUGAUGGUCUCCACAACAUCUGGAUCAUUAAACCUGGAGCAAAAUCCCGUGGCAGAGAAAUAGUAUGCAAGAACCGACUGGAAGAGAUCUUGAAACUAGUUGAGCAAACUGAACAGUUUCCAAUAAAGGAUCAUAAGUGGGUUGUCCAAAAAUACAUUGAGACUCCAUUAUUGAUUUAUGAUACAAAGUUUGAUAUUAGACAGUGGUUUCUUGUAACAGACUGGAACCCCCUGACAGUAUGGUUCUACAAAGAAAGCUAUCUGCGAUUUUCCACUCAGCGUUUCUCCUUAAACAACCUGCAUAGCUCCAUUCAUCUUUGCAAUAAUUCUAUCCAGAAAAAUUACAAGAAUGCCUCAGACCGCAGUUCUCAGUUGCCGUAUCACAACAUGUGGACAAGCAACAAAUUCCAAGACUAUUUGCAAAAGAGAGGUCUUGGCCACGUCUGGCGCAAUGUUAUCUAUCCAUGCAUGAAAAAAAUCUUAAUCUAUACAAUGAAGAUGGCUCAGGAGCAAGUUGAACCACGCAGGAGCAGUUUUGAACUCUAUGGAGCAGAUUUCAUUCUUGGAAAUGACUUCAAACCUUGGUUGAUUGAAAUCAAUAGUAGUCCAACCAUGUAUCCUUCUACUCCGAUUACAUCAGACUUAUGUGCUCGUGUUCAAGAAGACACCAUCAAGGUAGUUAUCGACAGGAGACUUGACAGAAACUGCGACAUUGGAAGUUUUGAACUUCUUUGGAGACAGUCCAUGUUGGAUCAGCCGCCAUUUAAUCCCACUGACCUUUUUGUGGAAGGUAUCAAUAUUAGGAGACUGAAAAAGCAUGCAGUUUCCCUCACCAAUUUAAACUUCUUUGAACCACUCCUGUGUGUAACUCAACCUGCAACCAAUCAAGAAAAUAAAGGAGAUUCACUGGUGCCUGUCAACUGCAAGCAAAAUCCAAAAGUAAAACAUGGCAAUAGUGCUCCUUGCACCUUGCCAAAGACCUUCAAGAAGCCGCAAGAGAAAAGCCUUAAAGGAAAAACCAUCCGAAAAAAGCCUGCCAGAACCAUAGACUUUCCUCGCAUAGUUGAAGGCCCUGAUGCAACAUCCAUGUCUGACAACAAAAAGACCAAAGCAAUGAAAGAGUCAAGCCAUCAGACUGGAAGUCAAGUAGUCCCCAACUUUCAAAAGCCACAUGAAUUAGAUUGGGCAAUACUUCAGCCCUCCAAAGAUUCAGGUCUGCAGAACAAAAACAAGAAGACUCCAUGCCUGAUUUGUGAAGGUUUCCAGUCAGAGAAAGCUUGUAAACACUGCAACUCUUUCUGUGCGACUGUAUUACAAGGAGGUUCAUACUUACCCAUGAGUCCGUGUUCUCCUCCAGAGAACAUGGCAAAGAACAGGCUGACUGUCCCAUGUUAUGGCCCUCCAAAAUACUUUUGA